AACUAAUUGAUAUUUUCCUAUACAAUAAUAUGUAAAUUACUCAUUCCUGAUAACGAACUUAUUCCAGCACAUAUUUUAACUGAUUGCCACUUCCUUAAAACCGAUAUUACUUGAAUAAUAUAUUAGUAUAUCUAACAAAACGACACGAAUACCUAUUUUUAUUCAUUUGUAGAUAAAUAAAACCUUCCUUUCUUAAUAAACAGUGGAUUAAUUAAAAAACAUGAUUAACUAUUUUUAAAAAUAGUGAUCCAAUAUUAACUGAAAAGAGUGAACAAGAUUAAAAUAGCCAAUGAACUAACUAAAAAUAGUGUUUUUGUUGAUUCUGAACAGUGCAUUAAUUAAUUGUUAAUCGUGACCAAAAUAUUAACUAAAAAAAUAUUAACUUAAAAAUAAUGAUGAAUGAUUAACUAAAAUAGAACAUAAAUCAGGGCCUACUAUUUUAAUUAAUAAAAAAGGACAAUUUAACCAAAAAUAGUGAUUGUAUAUUAAUUGAAAGAGUGAACUAAAUAAAUCAGCUAAAUUACUAACUAAAAAUAUACUUCGUUCAGUGAUUUAACUAAAAAAAAAUGGUUUGACUCUAAAUUAAUUAAUUAAAAACAGAUUAACUAAAAUAGUGCUCAAAUAUGACUAGUGAAAGUACUUACAGGCAGAUAGUGAGGGUGAGUUCGAAGAAAAAUAGAAACUAUGACGAAGAAAAUGGAAAACAGUUUGUUAACCAUUCGGUUGAUUGUCACGAAGAGGUAGUAGACCCUUUUACCAUCAAAAGGAGAGAAUCUCUGCAAAAUAACGUUUACGAUAUUUACGGAAAGGUAAUGUUGCUGGGAGAUUCUGGAGUCGGGAAGACUUGCAUCCUAAUGCGAUUUCGAGAAGGUACUUUUUUGGCUGGGAAUUUCAUAUCUACAGUGGGCGUCGAUUUUAGAACGAAAGUAGUCACCGUAGACAACACGAAAGUAAAAUUACAAAUUUGGGAUACGGCGGGACAAGAGAGAUUUAGAAGCGUGACGCAUGCGUAUUACAGAGAUGCGCACGCGCUCCUACUGCUGUAUGACGUCACGAACAAAAUUAGUUACGACAAUAUCCGAGCUUGGCUCGGGGAAAUUCGAGAAUACGCACAAGACGACGUAGUUAUAAUGUUAUUAGGAAAUAAGGCAGAUUGCGGUAUGGAUAGAGCUAUUAGAAGAGAGGACGGUGAACGAUUGGCGAGAGAGUACAAUGUCGCGUUUAUGGAAACGUCCGCUAAAAGUGGACAAAACGUCGAAUUGGCUUUCGUAGCUGUAGCCAGGGAGUUGAAAUGCCGUUCGACAGGACAAAAGGACACAAACACGUUCAACGUCAAAGACUACAUAAGGGAACAAACCGAAAAACCACAAUGUCCGCCUUGUACCACUUGAAAAUUAGAAACAAACAAAAACUCGACAAAACAGGGUGAUUCAACAAUUUUAAAUAAAUCAAUUAUCUUGGUUAUACGAAUCACCCUGAAAGUAUAGCGUGGACAACAAAACAUACUUUUCCCAGAUUAUUUUUUAACAAUUAUUAACUCUCCGUGUACAUCUUUGUAUUUCUACAGGGUAAGAAUACCAAAAAUGGUGACUAAUACGAAUAUUUCUAAAUUAUGUUAUUUCAUUUUUAAACACACUGUACAUUUAGAAUAAGCAUCUUCGAAAAUUAGUAUAUUAGACAAAAAUUAGUCAUUAUUUUACAACACAAAGCUCUCACUCUGUAUGUAUUUAUUUAUAUGCGAGUAAGUAGUAAUUUUCACAUUUUUGGUACACCCUAUAUGAAAUUUAACUGUAAUUUAUUUAAAAAAAACU
This is a messenger RNA of Psylliodes chrysocephalus, 1811 nucleotides long. The record is from the annotation of a GenBank genome assembly. NCBI's taxonomy places the organism in Eukaryota, Metazoa, Arthropoda, Insecta, Coleoptera, Chrysomelidae.